Onychostoma macrolepis is the source of this 4148-nucleotide messenger RNA. It is a transcript of the gene tp73, whose product is annotated as tumor protein p73. The record is from RefSeq and is a predicted model, not a curated record. Gene Ontology annotation, cellular component: nucleus. Gene Ontology annotation, molecular function: protein binding; RNA polymerase II cis-regulatory region sequence-specific DNA binding; DNA-binding transcription factor activity, RNA polymerase II-specific. Lineage: Eukaryota; Metazoa; Chordata; Actinopteri; Cypriniformes; Cyprinidae. Gene Ontology annotation, biological process: regulation of transcription by RNA polymerase II; apoptotic process; protein tetramerization.
UGAAUGCAGGAGAUGUGUGUGACGGCUUCUGUGUGAUUGGUUGUCAAGGGUGCUGUAUUAGUUUAGUACCGCGCUGAAUGGAGGAGCAAUGCUCGCCCGAAAGAGUUUGUAGUCUGUAUGAAUAGCCUACUAUUUUUUAAUUUCCCAAUCUUUUUGGGCUCGCGUCUGUUUUAACGUAGCCUAGGCUAUAUAUCGAAACCUGGGCUGAAGUUAAAGGUUACAGAGGAGCACUUUCCGUCCGGUGAGGUGCUAUGGCUGAUCAGUUUUGCAGCUGUUCGCCGUGAGCAUCGUGUGAUCUGCCCUGCGGUGGAUUGUCCAACAUCCAAGAUGUCCCAGUCGUCCACCGCUGAUGAGGGUACAACCUUUGAACACUUGUGGAGUACCCUCGAGCCAGACAGCACAUAUUUUGAGCUUCCUCAGGCAGGACACUCGGGGGACAGGGUGGCUUCCAGCAGCCUGCCCAGCAACCGCGCUGAAGUCUGCAUGGACGUCUACCACAUGAGAGACAUGAGAGACAUGAACGACAACGUCAUGUCUCAGUACAGCCUACUGAGCAGCAGUAUGGAACAAGGUUUGGGGAACAGAGCAGCGUCUACCAGUCCCUACAGCUCAGAGACCACCUCCAACGUGCCAACGCCGUCACCCUACUCCCAGCCAAACUCGACCUUCGAGGCCAUGUCUCCAGCCCCGGCCAUCCCAUCCAACACUGACUACCCCGGGCCGCACAACUUCGAGGUCACCUUCCAGCAGUCGAGCACCGCCAAGUCAGCCACCUGGACGUACUCUCCGUUGCUCAAAAAGCUGUACUGUCAGAUCGCCAAGACCUGUCCGAUUCAGAUCAAACUGGCUUCCUCGCCCCCAAACGGCAGCGUGAUACGAGCCAUGCCCAUCUACAAGAAAGCCGAACACGUCACAGAGGUGGUCAAACGGUGUCCUAACCAUGAACUCGGACGGGACUUCAAUGAAAGUCAGACAGCUCCUGCCAGUCACUUGAUACGGGUGGAGGGCAAUAAUCUGUGUCAGUAUGUGGAUGAUCCUGUGACCGGCCGACAGAGCGCUCUCGUUCCGUAUGAGGCUCCACAGGUGGGGACUGAGUUCACAACCAUUCUGUAUAAUUUCAUGUGCAACAGCAGUUGUGUCGGUGGAAUGAACCGCAGACCCAUCCUCAUCAUCAUCACGCUGGAGACACGAGACGGACAGGUUCUCGGCAGGCGUUCGUUUGAGGGCCGGAUUUGUGCCUGUCCCGGUCGAGACCGCAAAGCAGACGAGGAUCAUUUCAGGGAGCAACAGGCUCUAAAUGACAGCGUGGCCAAAAAUGGAAAUGCCAAUAAACGAAAUUUCAAACAGACUCCAGCCAACAUUACAGGCCCUUCCAUCAACAUCAAGAAGAGGCGACAUGGAGAAGAGGAGAUGUAUUACAUACCGGUGCGAGGCCGGGAAAACUUUGACAUCCUGAUGAAGAUAAAGGACAGUUUGGAACUUGUGGAGUAUGUACCACAACAUUUUGUGGAUUCAUACAGACAACAACAACAGCAGCUCCUACAGAGACAGAGUCAUGUUGCCUCUCCGUCUCCAUAUGGCACACUCAAUAACAUGAAUAAGAUCCACGGGCCCAUCAGCAAGCUUCCCUCAAUGAAUCAGCUCGUGACACAGCAGACUCAGCAGAGCGCAGGACCCUCUGCAUCCAUGUCACAUAUGGGUACGAACAUGCUGGGUGGACACCACAUGCAGUCGAACGGCGAUGUGAAUGGAGCUCAUGCGUCUCAGUCUCUAGUAUCCACCUCUCACUGUACCCCUCCCCCACCUUACAACCCCGACCCCAGCCUCGUCAGUUUCUUAACCAGCCUGGGCUGCCAAAACUGCAUCGACUACUUCACAUCUCAGGGACUCCAGAGUGUCUACCACCUUCAGACUCUUUCCAUGGAGGACCUUGGUGCUCUGAAGAUCCCUGAGCAGUUCCGGAUGGCGAUCUGGAGGGGCCUGCAGGACAUGAAGCAGGGCCACGAUUACGGCCAGCAGCUCAUCCGCUCCAGCAGUAACAUGGCCACCAUGGCCAUCGGCGGCGGAGGAGAGCUGCAGCGGCAGCGCGUCAUGGAGGCCGUGCACUUCAGAGUGCGGCACACCAUCACCAUCCCCAACCGCGGCCCCACGGGAGCGGAGGAGUGGGCCGACUUCGGCUUUGACAUGCCCGACUGCAGGAUACACAAGCACUCCAUUAAGGAGGAGUUCGCAGAAAGCGACGUUCGCUGAGAAGGACUGAGGAUCCAUCGCUUUCCAGGCAUCGUCCGUAUUGAUUUCUUUAAACUGCAGUGGACAGUUUGCAUUUCCAUAUAGUAGCACUUCCAUAUUUGACAACAAGGGAUUUGAGGAGUAAAAAAAUUCGCUUUUGUGAAGACCAGGGUUCAAAUGAAUCAUUUUAUUUGAUUGAUUUGUCAUUUGUGGCCUUAUGCUAAUAUCACAUCACACAAAAAAUUAUCCAUUAGCUAAAACAAAUGAUAUUAUUAGGACGUAGUUAUGAACAGUUAAAAGCAGUGUAUGAUUUCAGAACAUUGCCUUAUUUAUUUCGGCUUGGUGUAAAUAAUAAUUGUGCAAUCAUGUAUUGAAUUACGUGUGAAGUAAUGCCCGAAGAUCAAGUGGAUGCUUGACCCACAAAAUCAUACUUUAUAUUUACUUAUUUUGAAAAAGGCAGGUUUAUCGAAGCCAGACGUGUACAACUAGAUCAAAAAGCACUCUGUAUUGAAUUAUUUUCUCAUUAUAAGUUAUACAUAUAAUUAGUUCAUUUUUCAUCAAAGUUUUACAAUAACAUUGAUGAAAACAACACCAUAAAAUGAAUUUAAUUUUAAAUUAGCAUUAUUUUAUUUUUAUUUUUUUGAAAGUGGUGCUUUACACUGCAAUUUUUUUUUUUUUUGAUGAAUUAUGUGUUGAGUAUUAUGUUAUUGACAGGGAGACACUGGAUCAUCAUAAGGGUUGUCAGAAUUUUAAAGUUUUGUGGUAUUAGCCUUGCAGGACAAGGUUUUAUUUAUCAUGCUGUACUGAUAUAAUGUCUAUUUUUCCUUUAGCAUAUGUAAUCACUGUCUUGUUAGUUUGUUUUAAAUGUCUCUAAAGUUAUGAUGUUUUUAUGUAAUAGUAAAAUUAUGGCUCAGCCAAGGUAUUAAGGUGACAUUUCAUCCCCAAAUUGCAUAUAUAUAUAUAUACAUACACAUUAUGAUUUUUACAUUAUGAUUUUAUGAGAAUGUAAAUGCAUUUUUUUAAAAAAAGGAAAUGUAUUAAAAAAAAUGAACAAAGCACAACAAAUAAGAAUUUUGGAAUAAAUGUGCUAAAUUAUAAACAAAAACAAAAACAAAUUGGUCUUUAAACUAAAUAUUAUUAUUUAUUAUUUUAUUUUUUGGGGGGCUGAAAAAAAAGGAUAAACCUGGAUAUAAUUUUGUGAGUUUCACCUCUGCAACACAAAGGAACACAAACUAUGUACUAUUUAAAACACAAACUCCACUUUAAUAUCACUUUUAAUAUUGCUAGUACUAAGACGAGGACAAAGUUUGAAGUAAUUUUGUUCAGCAGACCCAACACAAUUAUUUUGGUCUUGUUUAGGUGAAAAAUACUAGAGGAAAGCAGGAAAGUGUUUCAGACAGUGCCGUCAUCCAGGAACAUUGUCUCCUGUGGUAUAUAUAUUACACCCACAAAGUCUGUGUAUGAAGCUGAACUAAGGGCCGUCUUGAACAUUAAUGAUUUGGUGGAUUGCAUGUAGUCAGAGGUACAAAUGUCACCUUUAUUUAACAGCAAAUGCAUUUGUAAAUAACUAGCGUUACCCAUAUAACUCCUUGUUGUUCAUGUGAUAAGAACAGCACAUUUUAAACUGGGUCCCAGGAGGUUAAUCGAGGAAAAACUGCUGUUUUAAAUUGGCUGUGAUGGUGAAAUACCAUCAUAUAGAUCAAAGCACUUUAUGGCUUUAGGAUAUUGUAAACAAUGUUAUAUUCACAGUUAAUAUCAGUCAGUAUUAUGUCAUGCUGUGUCAUUUUGACAACUACAGAUUUUAGAAAUGUUUUUAAGAGUUAUCUUGUGUUUUCAUUAAAGAGCUGUAACGCUGUUUCUUUUUUAUAUUGCCACGUUUGAAUGAUGUAAAGUGAUUUCUUUUUCAAAUAAAUACUAAA